UAACAAUUUGUUUACCCCUGGGAUGCAAUGUGAAACCAAAAGAUGAGUCUCUCAACAGUCUCCAGUCUCUUCACCAGCGGCGUGUCAGCCUGGCCGCCCCCCGGGCCCCUCCCUUCUUCCUUCCAGUUCCACCAUCAGGGCUCCAACUUCGCCAUAUUCCUGAUAUUCUUCGCGCUGUGUAUGAUGGAGGUAGUGGUUCUUAGGAUCAUAACGGAGGAGCAAGCGAGGAGUGAACGCACUAGGAGCGUCACUUCCAUGUGGUUUGAUAUGGAUGAGGAGUGAGGAGUGAUGUGAUGUAAAGGUGAUUAGGGGUGAAGAUGAUGUGAAGUGAUCUGUGAUUGUGAUUAGUCUAGUGUGUGAUUCUAGCUUAUAAUGACUUUAGAUUUAUUUUUUGGAAGAGUUUGAUUGAUUCGUUUUUUUUUUUGUAUGUACUGAUGUUAUUUUGCUCAAUCUUUCCUUUUAAGUCUAUGAGUCGUUUUAUAAUUUGAAAUCUUUUUUGAUUAAUCUCAUAAUUAAGUCCGUUUGAAAGCAUUUUAAGUACGUGUUUUAAACUAGACUUUCUGCAUGUGCAUCCAUGUAUCUAAUAAAUAUUUUUAAAGCGAGGUACAUAACUGUCUGAGUUUAAAACAAUAAUGCCUACAUUAACAGUAUAUCUUUAAAGUAAGCUUACUGUAACAAUGUUCUGAAAAAAAAACUCUAUUAAACAGACAGUGAUAAAAUACUAA
Molecule: messenger RNA, 725 nt
Organism: Leguminivora glycinivorella
Lineage: Eukaryota; Metazoa; Arthropoda; Insecta; Lepidoptera; Tortricidae
Exons: 1
Coding region: 43-282 (79 amino acids)
Source: RefSeq, a predicted model, not a curated record